AGGCAUGGUACGGUGGAAGAAGCCCAAACGAUUUCUAUGUCGAAAAACUCAAGAUUAUGAAAGGAUUGAUGAUAUAGAAAAUAAUGAUGAAGAUUCAGAUGAUGAUGUUAUUUUGGAAAUAAAUCAUGACGGGGAACAUGAAGAUAACUACAGAAAUCCCAUGAUCAGAAUGGCAUACAUACCAAUUGUAAUAAUAGCAGUAAUCUAUUCAUCGUUCAUAUUUUUCUUCGCUCUAUUCAUUGAAGCUUCAGCCCACACAAACUCAAAAUGCAGCGAGGCACAUGAAAAGGAAAAAAUGUCAUCAGGUCUUCUUACACCGCCUAUGAAACAUAUAUUAGAAGAUCGUACCAAAUAUAAGAAUGAGAUAAAACUAUUGAAGACGUUUAAUGUGCAUCUCACUUAUUCGACAUGGAUCAAUUCAAUUCUUGAAAUUCUUGCUCUCAUCUACUCAUUUCUGUUGCUUUUAGUCGAUAGACAGUACCUUUAUCCGCUGUCACAAGUAAUUCUUUACCUAUUCACUCGAAUCAAUUUCGUUUAUACGGAUAUUUAUGGAAGAUUCUUCAGUCCGUCAGACGUUGUGGGAGCAAUCACAACCGAAGUUAUAUAUGACUUGAUUAGGUGGCAGAGCGAAUCUAAACUAUUUAAAGUGUUCCCUUUCACACCUUGUCCGCUACCAUUGUUGUUAUUUCCGAUUUUCCUAUCAAUUCUUCAAGUGUUUGCAAAUCAGAAGCACACACAUGUUUAUGAAAGUGAAAGGCUAAUGCGAAAGCAAAUUAGAGAAAAAUAUAUUCGUGAUGGUCCAUUGAAAUAUUACAGGAAUAUAAUUUUGUGAUUUCUAGUAACUUUGUUAGUUUCAUAUAAUUGCAAUUUUACAAUACAAUACAAUUGUUUU
Caenorhabditis elegans is the source of this 892-nucleotide messenger RNA. RefSeq lists its product as uncharacterized. NCBI's taxonomy places the organism in Eukaryota, Metazoa, Nematoda, Chromadorea, Rhabditida, Rhabditidae. The transcript is spliced from 4 exons. The record is from RefSeq and is marked reviewed. The coding region runs from base 5 to 832 and encodes 275 amino acids.